Dictyostelium discoideum AX4 is the source of this 1614-nucleotide messenger RNA. RefSeq lists its product as hypothetical. Lineage: Eukaryota; Evosea; Eumycetozoa; Dictyosteliales; Dictyosteliaceae. The coding region runs from base 1 to 1614 and encodes 537 amino acids. The record is from RefSeq and is a predicted model, not a curated record. The transcript is spliced from 3 exons.
AUGGAGGAUAACGAAUUUAAAAUUAAUGGUGUUCCAAUAACUUUAUUAAAACCAAAACAAGUUGAAGCAGAAAUUAGAAAACGAGGAGGAAAAAUAUCUACAAAUUCAGUAAAGGAUAGUUGUGUUUCACAACUCAGAGAUAUUCUAAAAGAUGAACAAAAGCAAACUUCUUCAAGUAAAAAAAGAAUGAGCAAUGGAGAAUUAUCAAAUGUAAACAAAAAAGUUGCAAUUGGCGACCCUAAAGCAUUACAAUUGGAAAAAAAAAUUCUUAACGGAUUUAAUUUUUAUCCAAUAGUUGAAAGAUUAAAGUUUGAUGAACUUGGAUUUAGACUUGUUAAAGAAUAUACUAGAUUUAUUGUAAUAAAAAUUUUAACACAUGAUACAGAGUCAGUCAAAACUUUACCACCACCAUUAAUAGGAAGAAUUUGGAUAUCUCAUAUUUUGGAUACAAAUAGAUAUGAGGAAUUAUGUAACUUAAUUGAACUUAAAAUACAUCACAAUCCAGAUGGAUUUGAAGAAGUUCCACAACAAGUUAAAAGAGAAAGAUAUGAAAAAACUUUAGAAUUAUAUGAACAAUAUUUCACGAAAUCUUCAAAAGANCCUGAAAUUUGGGAGAGUGAUUAUUUAUUAUAUGAUGAGGAGGAUAAUGAUGACGAUGAUUAUGAUGAUGAUGAUGAUGAUGAGGAGGAAUUACAACAACAACAAGAGGAGGGAGAAGAAAAAGAAAAAGAAAAAUUAAAAGAAAAAGAAACAGAAAUAGAAAAAGAUAAAGAAAAAGAAAAAGAAAAAGAAAAAGAGAAAGAAAAAGAUAAAGAUAAAGAGAAAGAAAUUAGUAUUAAAAAUAAUAACGAUAAAAAACAAAAAGAAAUUGGAAAGGAAACAGAUAAAAAACUUAAUAGUGAUAUCGAAAAUAAAAAUAAUAGUAAUGGUAUUAAGCAAAUUUCAAAAGAAGAGACAACCACAACCACAACAACAACAACACCAUCAUCACCAGCAUUAACACCACAAAAAGUUUUAAUCACUCCUAAAUUUAAAAAUGCACCAGCUACUCCUUCAAACACUUCAAAUAAUCAACCUAAUUUAAAUGGUGAAUCAACAUCAACCACAGCAUCAGUUGCCUCUGAUAAUUCACCAAAUAAACAACCUACUAUUAAUACACCAUCGUCUUCAUCUUCUUCAAAACAUCAAAAACAACCACAAACACCAAAUACACCAUCAUCUGCAACUACUUCUACCACUCAGCAACAACAACCACAACAAUCACCACAACAACAACAACAAACUCCAUCUUCUUCCAAACCAGUAAGAAAUGGGGAACAUAAAAUAUCAAUUGGUUUUGUAUCUUUAAAAAGUCAAAAGAAGGAAAUUACUACCUUCCAUGGUGUUGGAUUAACUAAAUCAUUAUUUAAGGUAAUUAAAGCUUAUUCAAAAUUAAAAAAUGUUGAGAUUUCAUCAGUCAGGUUCUUAUAUAAUGGAAACCCAAUCUUAAACGAGACUCCAACUGAUCUCGGAAUGAAAGAUGGCGAUACAAUCACUGUUCAGGGACAACAAAAUCCACAACCACCACCACCACCACCAUCAUCAUCCUCUACUUUACCAACUCCAAUUAUUUAA